This is a messenger RNA of Pieris napi, 1277 nucleotides long. RefSeq lists its product as uncharacterized. The record is from RefSeq and is a predicted model, not a curated record. Lineage: Eukaryota; Metazoa; Arthropoda; Insecta; Lepidoptera; Pieridae. The transcript is spliced from 3 exons. The coding region runs from base 132 to 1277 and encodes 381 amino acids.
CUCGGUCUGUAAGUUUUCUAAUCCGAGGCUGCCUCGCGCGGCAAGUCCGAGCCAUCGUGAGCAUCGACGCUCAGUUUAACUUGAAGUCGAAUAGAGACCGCGCGUGCCCGUAUAGUUUGCCCGAGACCACCAUGAGGCCGCACAUUCGGAAAGCUGUCGCUACCACUGCCUUUUUAAUAAUCCUAAGGCUUGCAAAAAAAAGAAAACAGAAAACUAAACGUUUUUGGAUUAAACUCUUAUACAAAAAUAGAUUACAGGCUGGGAACAGAUUAUUUGAAGAGUUGUGCUUCGAUGACGAAGAAAAAAAUUUCACUCGAAUGAGUAAAAUCGAAUUUGACAAUGUGUAUUCUCUCAUAAACGCCAAAAUAAGCAAGAAGGACACAAAUUUUCGAGAAGCAAUAUCCGCUAGGGAAAGAUUAUUAGUGACGUUGAGAUUUUUGGCCACAGGAGAUUCUUAUACCAGUCUACAGUAUCUAUUUCGUAUAUCAAAACAAAGGAUAUCGGUUAUAGUUCCUGAAGUCUGUGAUGCUAUAAUUGAGGUGUUAAAGGAUUAUGUUAAGAUACCAUCAUCCGAAGAAGAGUGGCUUACCAUAGCGAAAGAGUUUGAGAGCAAAUGGAAUUUCCCACAUGUCAUAGGAGCAAUGGAUGGGAAGCAUGUUAUAUUACAGUCGCCGAUAAAUAGUGGCAAUGAUUAUGACUGUUACAAAAUGUUUCCAAGUAUAGUGCUGUUUGCUUUAGUUGACGCUAACUAUAAAUUUCUGUACGUAGACGUUGGCAGCAAAGGACGUAUAUCAGAUGGCGGUGUGUUUAAAAAUACCAAUUUAUAUAAAAAGGUCGAAAAGAAGGAAUUGAACAUUCCUUCACCAGAAAUAUUACAAAUACCGUAUAAAAUUGCAGUGCCCUAUUUUAUUCUAGGCGAUAAAGCUUUUGCUCUCAAUGAUUACACAUUGAAACCUUAUGAAGGUACUCCAGAAAGAGGUUCAAUGGAAAGGAUUUUCAAUUACAGGCUGUCCAGAGCAAGAAGAGUUGUGGAGAAUGCCUUUGGCAUUUUAAGCUCCGUUUUUAGAGUACUGAGGAAGCCGCUACUAUUAGAACCAGAAAAAGCUACGAAAGUCGUAUUGACUACCAUAUGCUUAUAUAACUACUUGCGUAGAGAUUUAGCUUCCUCACAAAGGUUCACUCCCCCAGGAUCAUUCGAUGCCGAAGUUGAAGGGACAGUAAUACCCGGCCGAUGGCUAUAUAUAUCUAACAUUAUCCUUCCUAAGUCCUUUAUUUGA